AAACAUAAAUACGAAGUUUUGAAUUAACCAAUCAUAUUUCUUCUUGAAUGUUUAUCUAUUCAAUAUGCCUCCGUUGUUUAAAACUGGCCAAUCACAGAGAAGAAUGAUUUUCCCUAAACAAACUUUAUUGUCUCGGUUAUUUUUCUUUUUUUUUCUUCUUUUGUUACAUCAUAAUUAAGCUGAAACAAAUGCAUCAAUGUAUAUCUAUUGUAGAUAAUAAACCGUAUGAGGAUAAUAUCAAGCAUACCAUAGAAUCUAAUAGAACAUAUUCAACAAUGAAUGAAUCAAGAAAACAUUCCAGAUCUAGUAAACAAUAUGAUAGAUUAUAUCAUCAUUUCAAUGAAUUAAGAAAAGAUUAUUCUAUACAUGAUCUCAUAGAAGAUGAUGAUGAUGAUGAUAAUGAUGAUGACGAUGAUAAUAACCAUAAUAGUAAUCAUCCAAUCUCUUAUUCAGAUGAUGAAUGUACCUCUAGAUCUUCUAGAAAAUAUAGUUUCUCUCAAUUAUUAUUACGUAAAGCAUCUAAUCUUUCAAAACGAUUUAAAUAUUAUAUGAUGCAUAGUAUUACAUUAUUUAAUGAAGAUUUAUAUGGUUUAUCAUGGUCAGAAGCACAUGAUAUAUUACAAUCAACUUAUGGAAUAUCUAUUGAAACAAAUGACAAUACAUCAUCAAAGAAUUGUAAAAAAUUACGUCAUUUUAGUACAUCUGUAUUACCGAAUGAUUAUACUACUAUUACUACCAAUACUACUACUAAUACUACUAAUACUACUAAUACUACCCCUAUUACUUCAUCAACUAAUUCUAUGAAUAGAAUUUCACGUAAAUAUUCAGAUAGAUAUUCAUUACAAAAACAUUCAAGACUUUAUCAAUUAGAUAAACCAUAUUAUAUACAAUGUAGAUCGACUGAACCAAAUAUAACAAACAUUUCAAUGUAUAUUGAUAAUGAUUUAAAAAAGAAUAAUUUAUCAAAAUUAUCUUUCACAAAAUUAAAUCAAUCACAAAUGAAUAAAAUCAAUAAACAAUUAAUAAUCAAUGAUCAAUUAUCAAUAAAUCAAUCAUGUCAUAGCAACAAUAAGAAUAAUAAAUAUACAGUUGACUAUAAAGAUUUACAAUCCAUAGAAACUAAAAAUAAUAGAUUACAUCAUCAUUAUUAUCAUAAAUAUUAUCAACCAUUAGAAGAUAUUAAAAAUUGGUUUAUUCAUUUAAAAGAAAGUCGACGAAAAACUUCCAUGGAAUUAGAGGUACUAAAUAAUAAUAAUAAUAAUAAUAAUAAUAAUAAUAAUAAUAAUAAUAAUAGACGAAUUCGUAAAUCUCUAUCUAACUGA
Messenger RNA from Schistosoma spindalis, 1322 nucleotides. NCBI's taxonomy places the organism in Eukaryota, Metazoa, Platyhelminthes, Trematoda, Strigeidida, Schistosomatidae. The record is from the annotation of a GenBank genome assembly.